Molecule: messenger RNA, 5116 nt
Organism: Salvelinus fontinalis (brook trout)
Lineage: Eukaryota; Metazoa; Chordata; Actinopteri; Salmoniformes; Salmonidae
Exons: 3
Coding region: 4120-4911 (263 amino acids)
Source: RefSeq, a predicted model, not a curated record
UCUCUGUGGCCGACGUGAGUAAGACAUUUAAAUGUGUUUACGGGCAUAUUCAAUCUCUCCCUAUUCCAGUCUGCUGUCACCACAUGCUUCAAGAUGGCCACCAUUUUUUCCUGUACCCAAGAAGGCAAAGAUAACUGAACUAAAUGACUACUGUCCCGUAGCACUCACUUCUGUCAUCAUGAAGUGCUUUGAGAGAUUAGUCAAGGAUCAUAUCACCUCCACCUUACCUGCCACUCUAGACCCACUUCAAUUCAAUAGGUCCAAAGACGAUGCAAUCACACUGCACACUGCCCUAUCCCAUCUGUACAAGAGGAUGUACAGAAUGUAAGAAUGCUGUUCAUUGACUACAGCUCAUUAUUCAACAUCAUAGUUCCCUCCAAGCUCAUCAUUAAGCUUGAGGCCGUCGGUCUCAACCCAAACCUGUGCAAUUGGGUCCUGGACUUUCUGAUGGGUCGCCCCCAGGUGGUGAAGGAAACAACAUCUCCACUUCGCUGAUCCUCAACACCGGGGCCCCACAAGGAUGUGUGCUCAGCCCCCUCCUGUACUCCCUGUUCACCCAUGACUGCGUGGCCAUGCACGCCUCCAUCUCAAUCAUCAAGUUUGCAGAAGACACAACAGUAGUGGGCUUGAUUACCAACAACGACAAGACAUCCUACAGGGAGGAGGUGAGGGCACUCGGAGUGUGUCAACAAAACAAAAUAAAUGAUUGUGGACUUCAGGAAACAUCAGAGGGAGCACCCCCUAUCCACAUUGACGGGACAGCAGUGGAGAAGGUGGAAAGUUUAUGUUCCUUGGCGUACACAUCACGGACAAACUGAAAUGGUCCACCCACACAGACGGUGUGGUGAAGAAGGCACAACAGCUCCUCUUCAACCUCAGGAGGCUGUAAGAAAAUUGGCUUCUGUCACCUAAAACCCUCACAAACUUUUACAGAGACACAAUUGAGAGCAUCCUGUCGGGCUGUAUCACCGCCUGGUAAGGCAACUGCACCGCGCACAACCGCAAGGCUCUCCAGAGGGUGGUGCGGUCUGCAAAACGCAUCACCGGGGACAAACCAUCUGCCCUCCAGGACACCUACACUACCCGAUGUCACAGGAAGGUCAAAAAGAUCAUCAAGGACAACAACCACCCGAGCCACUGCCUGUUCACUCCGCUACCAUCCAGAAAGCGAGGUCAGUACAGGUGCAUCAAAGCUGGAACCGAGAGACUGAAAAACAGCUUCUAUUGCUAGGCCAUCAGACUGUUAAACAGCCAUCACUAACACAGACUCGAAAUCAUUGGCCACUUUAAUAAAUUAAUCAGUAGUCACUUUGUGCAGGUCUACAAUUUUAUCCCUGAUGUCCUUACACAGCUCUCUGGUCUUGGCCAUUGUGGAGAGGUUGGAGUCUGUUUGAUUGAGUGUGUGGGCAGGUGUCUUUUAUACAGGUAAUGAGUGGAGAACAGGAGGGCUUCUUAAAGAAACUAACAGGUCUGUGAGAGCCAGAAUUCUUACUGGUUGGUAGGUGAUCAAAUACUUAUGUCAUGCAAUAAAAUUCAAAUGAAUUACUUAAAAAUCAUACAAUUUGAUUUUCUGGAUUUUUGUUUUAGAUUCCGUCUCUCACAGUUGAAGUGUACCCAUGAUAAAAAAUUACAGACCUCUACAUGCUUUGUAAGUAGGAAAACCUGCAAACUCGGCAGUGUAUCAAAUACUUGUUCUCCCCACUGUAUGUGUAUAUACUGUAUUUUAUGCCAUCUGUUGCAUCUUGCCUAUGCCGCUCGAUCAAUGCUCCCUGAACUUGUUCUCAACUAGCCUACCUGGUUAAAUAAAGGCAAAAUAAAAGUGAUGAGCUUGGAGGGCACUAUGGUGUUGAACGCUGAGCUGUAGUCAAUGAAGUUUACAUACACCUUAGCCAAAUACAUUUAAACUCCGUUUUUCACAAUUCCUGACAUUUAAUCCUAGUAAAAAAAUCUCUGUCUUAGGUCAGUUAGGAUCGCCACUUUAUUUUAAGAAUGUGAAAUGUCAGAAUAAUAGAGAGAAUGAUUUAUUUCAGUUUAGAUUUUUUUCAUCACAUUGACUGACAGUGGGUCAGAAGUUAACAUACGCUCAAUUAGUAUUUGGUAGCAUUGCCUUUAAAUUGUUGGGUUAAACGUUUUGGGUAGCCUUCCACAAGCUUCCCACAAUAAGUUGGGUGAAUUUUGGCCCAUUCCUCCUGACAGAGCUGGUGUAACUGAGUCAGGUUUGUAGGCCUCCUUGCUCGCACACGCUUUUUCAGUUCUGCCAACAAAUUUUGUAUAGGAUUGAUGUCAGGGCUUUGUGAUGGCCACUCCAAUACCCUGACUUUGCUGACCUUAAGCCAUUUUGCCACAACUUUGGAAGUAUGCUUGGGGUCAUUGUCCAUUUGGAUGAACCAUUUGCGACCAACCUUCAACUUCCUGACUGAUGUCUUGAGAUGUUUCAAUAUAUGCUUCAAUGUUCCUCGGCUAACAAGCCUCCCCCUGUUUCCUCCAAACAUAACGAUGGUCAUUAUGGCCAAACAGUUCUAUUUUUGUUUCAUCAGACCAGAAGACAUUUCUCCAAAAAGUACGAUCUUUGUCCCCAUGUGCAGUUGCAAACCGUAGUCUUGCUUUUUUAUGGUGGUUUUGGAGCAGUGGCUUCUUCCUUGCUGAGCGGCCUUUCAGCUUAUGUCGAUAUAGGACUCGCUUUACUGUGGCUAUAGAUACUUUUGUACCCGUUUCCUCCAGCAUCUUCACAAGGUCCUUUGCUGUUGUUCUGGGAUUGAUUUGCACUUUUCUCACCAAAGUACGUUCAUCUCGAGGAGACAAAAAACGUCUCCUUCCUGAGCGGUAGGACGGCUGCGUGGUCCCAUGGUGAUUAUACUUGCGUACUAUUGUUUGUACAGAUGAACGUGGUACCUUCAGGCAUUUGGAAAUUGCUCCCAAGGAUGAACCAGACUUGUGGAGGUCUACAAUUUAUUUUCUGAGAUCUUGGCUGAUUUCUUUUGAUUUUCCCAUGAUGUCAAGCAAAGAGGCACUGAGUUUGAAGGUAGGCCUUGAAAUACAGGUACACCUCCAAUUGACUAAAAUUGUCAAUUAGCCUAUCAGAAGCUUCUAAAGCCAUUACAUAAUUUUCUGGAAUUUUCCAAGCUGUUUAAAGGUGCAGUCAACUUAGUAACUUAUGUAAACUUCUGACCCACUGGAAUUGUGAUACAGUGUGAAAUAAUCUGUAUGUAAACAAUUGUUGGAAAAAUUACUUGUGUCAUGCACAAAGUAGAUGUCCUAACUGACUUGCCAAAACUAUAGUUUGUUAACAAGACAUUUGUGGAGUGGUUGAAAAAUGAGUUUUAAUGACUCCAACCUAAGUGUAUGUAAACUUCUGACUUCAACUGUAUUUAUGUGUACAUUUUCUUAUUCCAUCCCUUUAGAUUUGUGUGUAUUAGGUAGUGGUUGUGGAAUUACUUGUUAGAUAUUACUGCACUGUUGGAUCUAGAAGCACAAGAAUUUUGCUACACUCACAUUAACAUCUGCUAACCAUGUGUAUGUGACCAAUAAAAUUUGAUUUGAACAAAGAGAGCAGCAGUGCCUGGACUUUGCAGUCUUCCUCUCCAAGCCCCCCUUCUGAGACUGGCUGUCUGUUGAGAACAAGUGACAGACAGAACCUUUCAACCAUCUCUAUAUUCCAAACACCAGAAUGCAGUUUUUUAGUCUAUGAUUGCCAUGUGAGUGGUCAAAAAAUCUUAGAAAAUAAAUGAAUCACACAAUUGUACCAAAAGCGAUCAAAGGUUAUGUAUUACAAUCUUAAUAUUGCCAGGUUGGUUGUCACAGCUGUUUCACAGGGUAAUGUUAUUAGUUGUAAAUUAUCCUUUGAUCGUAGAUAUUUGCUCCACGUUAUUGUUGUAUUCUAGGACCUACAAUAGAUGUUGCAUAGUACACAAUGCUGUACUAAUGAGCUAUGCGAGAUAUAAAAAUAAUAAUUGGGGGACUACUGAAAUUAUAUUAUUUCAGUGUAGAUAAGGGAAAGGGGUAGGUUAAAAUAAAAACAUGAGAGCCAGACAAGCUAUCAAACGAAUUUGCACAUAAAUGGAGUAGAAAUUAGCUGACUUCGUGAUGUGUAAGGAUCUGCAUCCAUAAAUUCAGCUUGUCAUGGAUGGAAGCUCAAGUUGUGGAUGGCCAUGUGCAGGCGAUAGUUCACCACAGCCCCGCUCACCUCCUGAGGCCCUCCUGGUGAAGGUGCAGCCUGUCGUGGAUCAAAGCCCAGUGGACACUUCAACACAGAUAUGGACACGGCCCCUCUCCCCCGAAGACCUCCUAAAUCAGAUGCAGCUGCUCCGCCAAGAGCUUGGCGAGUUGACUGCAUUAAUGCAGCCUGUCGUGGAUCAAAGCCCAGUGGACACUUCAAUACAGAUAUGGACACGGCCCCUCUCCCCCGAAGACCUCCUAACACGGAUGCAGCUGCUCCGCCAAGAGGUUGUGGAGCUUAGUGCUUCUAUCAGCCAAGUUCUGGAUGAACCCGAGACAAGCUAUUUGGACGCACCGACACCACCUCUCCCUAAAGCCGCCUGGGCCUCCAAGGGUGAGCCUCAGAGGGCCCUGAGCCGGUCCUCCAUCUCUAAGAGUGUGGGCAUGUCAUGGCCGUACUCCAUCUACCCUCACUCUGACCUCAUCGGCCAACCAGUUCCUGAGGAGAAGCCUGUGGUAAUGGUUGACAAGGCUUCCUCAACGCCCAAGAAGAUGUCUUUCUGGAGGAGGCUGGUAUGUUGUUUUGGGAAGAGGAACAAGACUGGAUCCACUAAGAACAACAAGGUCAAGAAGAAGACCAAGGCAAAGGGGGAGAAGACCAAGGUCCAGGAGAAGACCAAGGUGGAGAAGGACACUGCCAUGACCAGGGGAUGUUUCUCUACGUAUUUCAACCUCAUAAAACUGCUCACAAAGUAAUACGACAAACGGGUGAAGAAGUGAACCAGGACUUUUAUCGAAUUGUUUUUCCUAAAGAGUCAGCGGGAAAAACCUGGUUGCCUGAUCCAAAGACAAACACAUCCUUUCCAUCAGAAUAUCACGAAUGGGAGAGAUCAUAACAUACUUAUCAAGGCUGGGGUGGUUAAUGUUGUUAAUCAUGUUUUCAAUAAAGCUUUAUAAAUGA